This is a messenger RNA of Chinchilla lanigera (long-tailed chinchilla), 430 nucleotides long. RefSeq names its product ribonuclease pancreatic-like. NCBI's taxonomy places the organism in Eukaryota, Metazoa, Chordata, Mammalia, Rodentia, Chinchillidae. The annotation marks the transcript as partial. The record is from RefSeq and is a predicted model, not a curated record. The transcript has 2 exons. Gene Ontology annotation, molecular function: nucleic acid binding; RNA nuclease activity.
CGGAGACUCCAAGCUCUGUCACCCGUCAUCCUGGAUGUCAUGGCCAUGACUCAGUGAUAAAAUUUGUCUCAUGGACAGUGAGCUCACCCUGACUCUGGAGACGUGCCUUGUCCUGAUCCCACUGCUUGUCCUGGUGCUCCUGGGGCUGCGGUGGGUCCAGCCUCCUCAGGACAAAGAAUCCUCAGCCAUGAGGUUCCAGAGGCAGCACGUGGACUCAGGCAGCUCCCCCGGCAGCAACCCCAACUACUGCAAUGAGAUGAUGAAGCGCCGGAAUAUGACACAGGGACGCUGCAAGCCAGUGAACACCUUCGUGCACCAGCCCCUGGCAGAUGUCCAGGCUGUCUGCUUCCAGAAAAAUGUGCCCUGCAAGAACGGGCAGACCAACUGCUACCAGAGCAGCUCCAACAUGCACAUCACUGACUGCCGCCUG